GCACUUGGUAAGUUGGUCGUCUAUGGCUGUUCUUUCGUUGUGUAUGUACAGUGGUUUGGUAUUUAGUAAGAAGGUGGUUGUGAACGUGAGUGAAGUGAAAUUAAAGCUUUAAGUGCUAAUUUGUUUUGGUUUUGGGCAGAAUCAUGGCAGAUCCUCUAAGUUUACUUCGUCAGUACAAUGUGAAUAAAAAGGAAAUUAUUGAAAGGGAUAACCAGAUCAUUUUUGGGGAGUUUUCUUGGCCAAAAAAUGUCAAGACCAACUACCUUAUGUGGGGGUCUGGUAAAGAUGGGGCAGCAAAGGAGUAUUAUACAUUGGAGUGUUUGCUAUUUCUACUCAAGAAUGUUACACUGUCACAUCCUGUAUAUGUCCGACAAGCUGCUGCUGAAAAUAUACCAGUUAUGCGUAGACCUGACCGCAAAGACCUUUUGGCUUAUUUAAAUGGAGAAACUGCUACUUCUGCAAAUAUUGAUAAAAGCGCACCUUUAGAAAUUCCAACACAAGUAAAACGUGCACCAGACGAAUCCAUAGAGAGUGUGGCAAAGAAACCCAGGCUAGAAGAUAUGCAAGUGCAGAGGGUAAAACAACAACUUGCUGCAAGGUUGGAUGCACCCAAAGAAGCAUCGGUAACAGUUGACAAUAUUAAAUCUCUGUCCGAAGCCAUGUCAGUAGAAAAGAUUGCUGCCAUUAAGGCAAAGCGCUUGGCCAAGAAGAGGACUACGAUCAAAGGACAUGAUGAUAUUGGGAUUGGUUCAGAUCUCAGAGUUAUGUUGGACUUUGAUGUUGAUAUUACAAAAGACAUAAUCUCCAGAGAAAGACAAUGGAGGACUAGAACUACAAUAUUACAAAGUACCGGAAAAAUGUUUGCAAAAAAUGUUUUUGCCAUUCUGCAGUCAAUAAAGGCACGAGAGGAGGGCAGACACAGGCCUCCUGCUGCAACACCGAUUAUGACACCUAGAGCCACUCCCAUCAAGCCUGUUAUCCCUCAGCCUGCAGUUUACAACCGUUACGAUCAGGAACGGUUUAUUAGACAGAAAGAAGAGACGGAAGGAUUUAAAAUCGAUACAAUGGGAACAUAUCACGGAAUGACUUUGAAGUCAGUAACUGAAGGCAAUCAACCUAAAAAAAUGCCUGCUCCUCAGACACCACAUCCUCCUCAGCCUAUUCCAACAGCACAGGCUCGUCUCGGGUUGUCUUCCCAAGCUAAUAAAAGAAUCUCUCGUACUCCCAUCAUCAUCAUCCCUGCAGCAAACACUUCUCUCAUCACCAUGUACAAUGCCAAGGACAUUCUUCAGGACCUCAAAUUUGUUACUACCGAAGAAAAGAAGAUGCAAGGUGCUAAACGAGACAAUGACAUUUUGCUACAACGGCGGAAGGAUGGAGGCUUGACAGUUCCAUACCGAGUUAUUGAUAACCCUCAGAAACUCACAUUAGGAGACUGGGACCGAGUAGUGGCUGUGUUCGUAAUGGGCCCUGCUUGGCAGUUUAAAGGGUGGCCCUGGGAUGGAAAUCCUGUGGAAAUAUUUUCUAAAAUAUGCGGCUUUCAUCUAAAGUAUGAUGAGAUGAGACUGGACAAGAAUGUGGAGGGCUGGGCUGUGUCUGUUAUCCAGUUAUCUAGAACUAAACGCCAUUUGGAUCGAGCGGCACUUAUGGUCUUCUGGGAAAGACUAGACAAGCACUUGAUGAAAAACAAACCUCAUCUUCGAUUCUGAAAGUCUAGUUAUGUGCCUCCCAUGUAUAUAUUUAAUUCUCUAUGACAUAUUCCAGUUAUUGUAGAUAAACUUUGUUUAUAAAGAAUCACUAA
Messenger RNA from Homalodisca vitripennis (glassy-winged sharpshooter), 1801 nucleotides. RefSeq names its product parafibromin (gene hyx). Bases 144 to 1709 code for a protein of 521 amino acids. Lineage: Eukaryota; Metazoa; Arthropoda; Insecta; Hemiptera; Cicadellidae. Gene Ontology annotation, molecular function: RNA polymerase II complex binding. Gene Ontology annotation, cellular component: Cdc73/Paf1 complex. The record is from RefSeq and is a predicted model, not a curated record. Gene Ontology annotation, biological process: positive regulation of transcription elongation by RNA polymerase II; transcription elongation by RNA polymerase II. The transcript has 10 exons.